Messenger RNA from Temnothorax curvispinosus, 716 nucleotides. RefSeq lists its product as uncharacterized. The transcript has 5 exons. The coding region runs from base 1 to 666 and encodes 221 amino acids. The record is from RefSeq and is a predicted model, not a curated record. NCBI's taxonomy places the organism in Eukaryota, Metazoa, Arthropoda, Insecta, Hymenoptera, Formicidae.
AUGGCAACGGCUAUGGGUUCCUCUGCAGAAUGUCAACAACUUUCUUUUGAUUCUUCGUCUCUUCAAUCAAGGCUACAUAAAGCUGUAAAGGCUGUAAAAGCUGAAAAAAGCGCUUCAGGGGAAUAUAGCCCGCCCGUUCAAUUAUUUGAACAAACGACAAAAGACUCAGGCGAUGAUGUGGAUGCCGUAGAACUUCAAAAUCUAGAGUGGUCCGCUACACCUGAAGAACCAUUCGACCUAGACGAAAUUGAAAAAUUUAUUGAAGGCAUUUUAUACGUUUCCGAAGAACAUAGCCCGCCCGUUCCAUCACCUGAACAAACGACAAAAAACCCAGACGCAGUUGAUACUUCUAAAACUUCAAGUUCAAAGGAUUAUGAUGUGGAUAUCUUUGUAGAACUUCAAACUUCAGAGCGGUCUGUUACAAAUGAACAACAAUUAGAAAACUUGGACAAAAUUGAUAGAAUAAUACAAAGAAUUUCAAGCGUUAUCAAAGAAAAUAGCCCGUCCGUUCCAUCACCUCAACCAGGUUUUUCAACUGCAGAGGAAUAUGAUAUGAAUCCCUCUGAACGUGAGAACGAUGAUAGAACUAGAAGUGAAGAACAACCUGACUCGCAAGUUCUAUCAUCUGAACAAACGACAAGAAACCCAGGCGCAGUUGAUACGUAAUUACUUGUUUUUUACUUAUAGUGACAUAACGUAGAAUAUAAUAACAUCUU